AUGGCUCAACCUCAGACGCCAGAGAGCUUCGCGAACGAAGAGAAGCUCGUACCGCUUGACGUGUCCGUCAAGGAAAAUCACACCCAAUCUGAGUCGCAGAUCUCCCAACCCGGAACUGACGGUCGCCAGCCCGUCCCGUUGUCCUGGAAGCUCGCCUCCAUCGUCCUCGUCACCGCAAUUGGCUUUGGGUCGCAAUGGAGCUCUGGUGUGACCUCUGCCAUGAAAAGCACCAUCAAGAAAGAACUGCACAUCAACAACACCCAAUUCUCCCUCUUGGAGGCUAGCGAGGACUUCAUGGUCACUGCUUUGAUGCUUGUUAGUGGUAUCGUGACUGACAGAAUUGGUGGAGCCGGUAUGUCUGAAUUGAAGAAUGGGAGGGCUUGUCGCUGA
Molecule: messenger RNA, 390 nt
Organism: Fusarium proliferatum ET1
Lineage: Eukaryota; Fungi; Ascomycota; Sordariomycetes; Hypocreales; Nectriaceae
Exons: 1
Coding region: 1-390 (129 amino acids)
Source: RefSeq, a predicted model, not a curated record